This is a messenger RNA of Drosophila mauritiana, 1803 nucleotides long. RefSeq names its product pickpocket protein 11. Bases 232 to 1803 code for a protein of 523 amino acids. The record is from RefSeq and is a predicted model, not a curated record. Gene Ontology annotation, biological process: sodium ion transmembrane transport. Gene Ontology annotation, cellular component: membrane. Gene Ontology annotation, molecular function: ligand-gated sodium channel activity. The transcript is spliced from 5 exons. NCBI's taxonomy places the organism in Eukaryota, Metazoa, Arthropoda, Insecta, Diptera, Drosophilidae.
UUCGCCAUAUGGCAGCCAGUUUUGUGAUCAACGGCUCGGCAAUCGUCGCCGCUCGUUCGGCUCUCGGCAGUUUCACGAAGUGCUCUCUGGGAAUUGGAGUGCCGGAGAGUUACGAGGGGCUUCCUCUCUGGGGAGCACUGAUCGCGAGCGGUGGAGAGAGCCCAGAGAGGGUGGGGCUACACCAGGCGGAGUUGAUCGAAUUAGUCGUGUCUGGAUAUCUCUGGAUGAGCGAUGUUGAAAAUAGUCAUGUCCGCCGUUUCAGGAGAGGAUUCACCAACUCGCUUUUAUCUAGUUAACUUUGAGAAUUACCUGAGACCUAAAAAAGCGAUUAAAUGCCAGCCUCUUCAGCGUUUUAAGAAGCCAACUGGAAGAACCACCAAUCUAUACAGGAACCUAAAACGAUUAAAUAUUCUCCGAUGGUAUCAUAGUGUGUCGAAACGAUUUGAAGAGCUUCCACUGCCUAAAUUUCUUGGUUUUCUGCGAGCCCGUAAUGAUGAUGGUCUAUGUAAGCGGAAGACAGGAUUUGAGAUCUACUGCGAGAUGGCCAGCAUACAUGGCUUUCACAUUUUUGUGGGAGCAAAAACAUGGCAAAGGAUACUCUGGUGGCUUCUCAUUUGUAAUGCUGUCCUCCUUUCAUUUAUCCUAGUGAUCAUGUCCCUUUCCAUGUCGAAGGAAACACCUACCAUUCGCUUCAUAGACACCAUGAUGAAACCCACGGCGGAAGUGCCUUUUCCCGCUGUCACCAUUUGCGGAUUAAACACAAAGGAAUGGAUGAACUCUUCAUUAAUAAGAAAAGUAACCAAAGGAAAUGCAAGUUGGUUAGAACUUCUGGAGGAUUUGUCCUUACCAAUCUGCCCACAAAUAAAAAUCUGUCAGUGGGACAAUCGAAUGGUAAACUGUCUAGAUAAACUACAGCCCAUUUGGACUCUGGACCAAAGGCUGUGCUGCACUUUUAAUUACAAUCAGCAGCUCUUCAGCUUACAUUUGGGUGUUAGUUUUGUUUUAAGAUCCAAUGAUGAGCUCCUUCAAAGUUCAAAAUUAGUUGGUUUUGAAGUGCUUAUACACGAAUCCCAUGAAAUACCCAAUGGAGCAACACCAAGGAUAUUUGUGCCAGGCGAAUCAGAUAUACACAUAAUGCUUAGACCAUAUAUUAAUCGAUUCACGAAAAAUCUGAAGGGUUUAUCUCUGCAGAAAAGAACAUGCUAUUUUCCAACAGAACGUCGUCUAAUAUUAUCUGAUGUAUAUAACCAAAUAAACUGCCUGGCUGAAUGUCGCAGCAAAAGUAUCUUAAAAUCAUGUGGCUGUGCACCGCCAAAAUCACCUAUGGAAAAAAGUUGGCCAAUUUGCGAUCUAAAGCAAAUGCAGUGUGUAAUAGAUUUUGAUCAUGAUGAGAUCAUUAGUGGAGAACAAAGGAAUUGCGAUUGCCUUCCGCCAUGUGAAUUCAAUCGCUAUGAAUUUCAAAGUGAUAUACGAUUUAUAAAGGGAAUGAUUAAUAAUAGUAUUGUUAACACAAGCAAUGAAGAGUCCACAAAUGAGGUCCGUGUCCGUGUCUACUACGACUCAGCGAUUGCGGAGGAGCUGCUCCUGGACGUGUACGAAAACUGGUUGACAUUCAUAGGAACCUUUGGCGGCAUAACCGGACUAUUUAUGGGCUGCAGUUUCGUUUCGGUCUUCGAACUGAUUUUCUUUUCUUGUGUGCGACCCACAUGCAACUGGCUGACCAGACAACAGAUACUUUGGCGACGUCGAAGGAAUCAGAGGGUGGGAAUCACGGAGGCGAGGUCAUUAGGGCCGGCUAAUUAG